AUGACUUUUGUAGCUAAGCAAUGGGUUUUCUUGCCCGUCGUAGGAGUGGUUAUCCUCUUCUUGCAACCAUUUGCUCUGGGCAAUCCUCAGGUCCCUUGUUACUUCAUUUUCGGCGACUCCCAAGAUGACAAUGGCAACAACAAUUACCUGAACACUACUGCCAAGGCAAAUUAUCCACCUUACGGCAUUGAUUUGCCGGAAGGUCCAACUGGUCGCUUCACCAAUGGGCGAAACCAAGCGGACUUCAUAGCUGAGCUCCUUGGAUUUGAGGGCUACAUGCCUCCAUUUGCAAAUAUAAAAGGCCAGGACAUCACUAAAGGUGUUAACUAUGCAUCAGCAGCAUCCGGAAUUCUUGACCAGACAGGUCGCCAGCUGGGCGAUAUCGUCAGCCUCAACCAACAAUUGCAAAAUCAUAGAAGAGUAACUUCGCAGCUUGUGAGAUUAAUUGGGAACGAAGCUGCAACAAAAGAAUACCUAGCCAAAUGUUUGUAUACUUUUGCAAUUGGAAGUAAUGAUUACAUCGACAGCUACUUACUCCCAGAAUAUUAUCCUACAAGCCGCCUACGUACUCCAAGACAAUUUGCUAGAAUGUUGAUUAUAGAAUAUUCUCAGCAACUACGGAAAUUGUACAGAUUGGGGGCAAGAAAAAUAGCUAUCUUUGGGCUAGGUUUCCUUGGUUGUGUGCCUGGUUUGUUAUCUAUAGAUGGUACAUGUGUGGAUUCUUUAAAUAGUGAAGUUCAGUUAUUCAAUGAGGAGCUCAAGCCGCUGGUCGAUGAACUGAAUACCGAGUUAAGCGGUGCACAUUUUAUCUAUGUAAAUGUCACAGCAAUCACUUUGAGCACUAUGCCUGCAGUUAGUGCUGGACAAUGCAAUCCUGGACAAAUUCCCUGCAGCAGCAGAAACCAAUAUUAUUUCUGGGAUGAUUUCCAUCCCAGUGAAAUAUGUACCUCGGCCUUGCCAUUAAGGUGGAGUUCUCCUGGAUGUCGUAAUCCGCGAGUGAGCGAUCUUCAUCUAGUUGUUUUGCCGGCGAAUACGAGGCUCUGGGUGCUGAGGAGGGAUUCCAUCAUUCUGUUGAAGCUUGGCCUUGACGACUUGGAUGGUAUCGGAAAUUUCCACCUCAAGAACAAUGGUCCUGCUGCUUUGGGAUUUGACGAAGAUCUGCAUGCUUGCCCGGAAUGGACUUAG
Messenger RNA from Coffea eugenioides, 1185 nucleotides. RefSeq names its product GDSL esterase/lipase At1g29670-like. The record is from RefSeq and is a predicted model, not a curated record. NCBI's taxonomy places the organism in Eukaryota, Viridiplantae, Streptophyta, Magnoliopsida, Gentianales, Rubiaceae. The coding region runs from base 1 to 1185 and encodes 394 amino acids. Gene Ontology annotation, molecular function: hydrolase activity, acting on ester bonds. The transcript is spliced from 6 exons.